CUCCUGUACUGUCAAAACUAAAUCAUCAGCAAAAGCUUUCAAUUUAUACUGUUUAGCUCCAAGUUGUAUACCUUUAACCAAUUGGUCUUUUCUAAUCAUAUUGAGCAGAACCUCAAGGACCGAUAUAAAAAGCAAUGGGGAGAUUGGGCAAGUGUGCAAGUGGAAACAGGAUAGAACAGUUCACCGGUCCUCCUCUCCGCAGGGGGCGCUGUGGAAAUGAUCCGUCUUUUUCUCUCUCUCUCUCUCUCUCUCUCUCUCUUUCUCUCUCUCUCUCUCUCCCCCCCACAAUUGAAAACACCUCCUCCCCAAGCGGAUUGAGAAAGACUUGUUGCGCUGCGUCGCGCAAGGCGUUCCGACUUUCACUUCCGCCCUGAAGAGGAAGGGGCGGGGGGAGUGGGGAAAGGCAGAGCCGAGCCGGAUCGACUUCCAGAGAAAAAGGUUGCGGGAAGCGAAGAAAAGGGGAGGAGAGCUUGGAGGCGACCCGAUCUGCGCACGCCCCGUCGGCCUUUGCGCCGACUGCGCACGCGCGGGCGGUUGUAACCGUCAGGGCAAGGGAAGAACAGCCCCCACCCCGCUCGCGCCGCCCGAGAAUUCAAAGCCGCGCUCGGGACCCUGCCCCUCCCUCCCCUCAGCAACCGUCACUUUCCUGCCGUUGCCGGGCAGGGCUUCCCCUCGUCGCCCUUUCGGCCGCCCUCUGCCCCGCUCGCCGCGUCCUGUCAGGGCGAGGGAAAGGAUGCCCGGCGGUGCCUUGUCCCAGGCCAGCCCCGGCGCUGAGUGAGGGAAGGCCGGGCCGGGCGGCGAGCGAGCGGGCAAGGGAUGUCGCCGCCGCCCCCCGGCGCUGGGUCCCUCCGUCGCCGCCGCUGCAACAGCAGCCACCACCCCUGGCGGCUCCCGCUGCUGCCUCUGCCCUCCUCCGGUUCCGGGUGUCGCCCGCCGCCGCUCCGGGCCCCGGAGCAACGCCGAGCGGCUCGGCCCCAGCAGUGACUGCCGCCGCUUCCCCUCACAGGGCGCGGGACGGCGCGGGCAGGAUGCAGGCGCCGCCGCUGCAGUACGAGUUCUUCAGCGAGGAGAACGCGCCCAAGUGGCGGGGGCUGCUCGUGCCAGCCCUGAAGAAGGUGAGGAAGGGGCGCGGGGGGGGGGAGAUCCAGAAGGGGUGGAAAGGCUGCGAGUUUUAUAGGAGGUAAAUUCGCAAAUGCCCAAGGUUUGCUGCAUGUUGACAUCCACGUGUCAUUGGUGACAGCCCCAGGUGAGGACAGAUACGUGUGUAUGUGUGUGUGUCCCGAAUUUGGACGUAAGGCAAGGGAAUGCCGACAGGCAUGUGUGAUAACUGGCAGUGUUCCAGUACUCCGACUUUCACAUAAUCGGUUUGGGGAUAGUCAAUGUUUUCAUGCGCCUGUGUUGACAUCCUGCAAACCUGUCUGCUGUGCUCAUGGGUGUCUGUAUACUCAUUAUUCUUCAUUAGAUUUAUAUACCGCCCUUCAUCAUAAGAUCUCAGGGCAGUUUGCAGAAUAAAAUACAAGGUAAUGUAUGAAGCUUGCAGGGUGACCUUGGGCCUGUCGCUGUCUCUCAGCCUAACCUACCUCACAGGGUUGUUGUGAAGAUAAAUUGGAGAGGGAGGAGAGCUAUAUAUGCCACUGUGUGUUGGAAGGAAGAUGAGAUAUAAAUAUAAAUGUAAUCAAUAAACGCCUGCCAGUAGAACACUUGGGGUAGAUGUAGCUGGUUUUACACUUCCCAACAUGGUCCUAUAGGAUAGCUACUAAAUGAUCUGAACUUUAAGUACCAGAUGCAUGUGCACAUGACUUUAAGCAACAACAAAAAUAUAGCAGUGAUAUUCUUUAGGAGAGCUGUAGGUGUGAUUAUCACUUUGCUCCCAAAUGGAAGAUGGGCAGCAUUUUAAAUAGUUCAGAUGAUACUGAAUAUUACACAAAUAUAUUAAUGUGGCAUGACAGGUUUUUGAGUUGGUCUUUAAUUUAGACUAGAAUGUUAUGAGUCCUUCAGAUAUACCUGCCUCACUGAAGAAAAUUAUGUCAUUUGCUGUUGUAUUAUAUUCCAGUAUAGUUGCUACCAAUAUGUGUUUCUUGACAAUUAGAGUUAAGUGAAGAAAGUCCUGCUCCAUCAGAAUCUGUAUUGAGCUUGAUUAGUUUUUAAACAUUAUUGACUUAUGGCUAGUGCAUAGAAUUUAAUAGGAUAAAGGUGGUAUUUGUUUUUACUAGAUCUGUGUUGCAAUUUGUUGUUUAAUUUGUUCCCUGGGUGCUUGUGCAGAUAACCACUUUUUAAAACACAAGCUAGGUUUACUCUCUUACCUGAACAUUGUUCAUUUUAUCUUGUGAGGUUGGUAACAUUUUAACCCAUACAUAAUAUCUAGGUGCACUGAACAAUUAUUACUCACAACUUUGAGAAGCUUGGUUUCUUUAUCCUAGGGCAAUAUUCUAAUGAUUGGUCUACCAGCCCUAAAAUACAUGGGCUGUGCUUUAUACACAUCAUGCACCAGUAUUUUGAAGCUGAAAUAAUGCAUAAGUGUGUUUGUGUAACUUGAAAACUUGCUUUCCUGAUUUUCUCAAAAAGAUUCAUUAGCCUCAUUUAUUUUUAAAGCAGGGGCAUAUUGAAGUUAUUCUGAAGCUGUUGUCAAACAAAUGUUGUUGUUGUUGUUUAGUUGUUUAGUCGUGUCCGACUCUUCAUGACCCCAUGGACCAGAGCACGCCAGGCACUCCUGUCCUCCACUGCCUCCCGCAGUUUGCUCAAACUCAUGCUAGUAGCUUCGAGAACACUGUCCAACCAUCUCGUCCUCUGUCGUCCCCUUCUCUUUGUGCCCUCCAUCUUUCCCAAUAUCAGGGUCUUUUCCAGGGAGUCUUCUCUUCUCAUGAGGGGGCCAAAGUAUUGGAGCCUCAGUUUCAGGAUCUGUCCUUCCAGUGAGCACUCAGGGCUGAUUUCAAAAAUGAGGAUGUCAGGAACUUGGUGGGGAAAAGAGGACUGAGGAAACUUGGUUCAGAGUGUAAAGCAGGGUUGCUGUGUUUCAAAAAAGUAAGUUGUUGAGCUUACUUAGACAAACCCCAAUGUUGUUGAGAUUUUUUUUUUUACCAAAACGCCCCAAAAAAGUGAUUUCUUGGUUUACAUGCAGAAGAUCUAGGACAAAACAGUGCCUUCCGGAAAUUCCCCCCAGACGUCACUUCCACCUUUGAAAUCCCAGUAAUGUCCUGGACAUAUGGCAGCCCUAGAUGAAGUGACUAGAGAUUCUUGCAGUGCAAUUCUUUACAUGCCUUUACUUAUUUGCUGGUAAUUUGGUGCAUGGGACAGUAUUAAUUAGCUGCAGCUGAUGCUGCAUUGAAGCAGGCAAGCUGGACUCUGUGUAUACUAAAGCUGUGAUUCAGGGUGGGGAGAGAGAGCCAGGCAUGCUGCAGGCAGAGGUCUUUCCAGUGAUGGGCCAAUGCUAGUAGGAGUCACCUCAGAGAAUUAUGGUACCCCUUUGGUGUCUUCCCUUUGAAAAACCAUUGAGGGCUAAGGACCUCACCCACAUGAAAGUGACAGAUAGAUGAUGGAAGGACCCUGAGGGAAAAGCAAGUGAGAUUAUGGGUCAGUAAAUGAAAGCUCCCAGGUGAGAGGUGGUAGCAGCGUUCAAAAUUCACUGGGCACAUUUUGCACCUGGCUAUCGGCCAGUUGUGACCAAGUGAAGAUACCCAGGCGCCACCAGGAUUGUGCCUGAUGUUUCCACUAUCUGGAGGUGCAUGCCUGGGGAUCCUUGGAUCUUGACUGUUUUCACACACUAGCAACAUAUCCAGUAGAAUUCUAUCUGUUAUAUUUUAUCUGCGCUAUCAGAAUGAAUUUAAGGAACCAAAACAUUGCAUUGAAAAAUACAACUUUCAAGCCGUCUGGCCCCUAAAAGACAACUAGACAUUCGGUUUUGGCAAAUAAGAUUUCUACCUCCCAUUGAUUUUUUUGAAUCCACCUAUAUUAAAGUAUAAAGCCAGAUGUAACUUUUCAAAUUUUCUAAUCAUGUUCUCUUCUAACUACCCUUACUGAACAUUAAUUCCUCCUUCUUGUCUUUUCAGAACAGCACAAUGGUUAAUUCUACCCAUAAUUAACUUUAACUAAUACUUGCAAACUCUCUUUUAACCUUGGUUUUAUUUAAACUCUGUUUGCUUUAAACUAAAGUUAGUGUUAACAUCAGUUAGAGAUAACUGGGUAAUUAGGUGUUGAAGAGAUUUCACUAGCCUGUUCCAUACUCCCAAUCCCCUAGCCAUGGAUAGGAGAUCAGGGGUGUUACAUUUGGAGUGGCUUUAGUGAGAACUUUAUAGAACUACUUUAAGGUAAAAAGAAGUUUAUUUUUAAAAUGUUCACACAUAUUGACCAUACUUGCUUUAAAUUUUCUAUUACCGCAGUCACAGUUAAAAAUUAAUGUGGUUACAGUUUUGAUAACAAUAAAUACUCGUAAGUUUUAAGGCCUUAAUAGACGUUUGAUUACAUUACAUUUUGUUUGAGACAAAAAGAUUACAGAUUUAUGCUGUGUUGUGUUUUGUGUGCCUGAAAGAUUCAUUUUUUUAUUGUAUUUAUCACACUUUCUUCAUUGAAGUAUGGACCUGGGUUAAGCACUUAAGAACCAGUGAUUUCAGUGUGAUUUAAACAGGGUUUGGGUAAUAUCAAUGUAUUUUUAGUGCUUAACCCUGGGUCAGUAACCCAGGGAGUAUAAAAUACAGUUUUCAAGUGCCCAGUGCAUUUUACUUGUUAAGUCGUAUUCUAGUCUAAAAUGUCCGCUAACUUCAUUUUACUUGAGACAUACAUACUUCAGAUUUCAGUGGACCUCUAGCUUUGUUAUGCAGUGGGACCGAUUACCUAUUAGUUGUCUGGGGAAAAUAGUUUUACAAUAUCCUUAUAUGUGGUGGCAUUUAGAACAAAGGUGACUUAAAGUUCAGACCAACAUUUUUUGUUAGUCCUAUUAUUUGCGUACACAGUAAUGUGUUUUAUCCUGUAAAAAGAAUGGACAGUAUAUCCAAUAUUAGUUAUACUUAGAAUAUAUUAAUUGAAAUAAUUGGACUUAAGUUCUGAAAUUCAUUGACUUUGAUGGGUCUACUAUGAGUAUGGCAUCAUUGGAUACCACCCAAUAUAAGUAAGGUUUAAUUUCACUAUUUUAGAGGUAGAAUGACAGCUGUUAAACAUAUGCCCUCAAAAUCCUUUAAUAAAAGCUGAAAUAUGGAGUGCUAGACAGCAUUUUUCUAUCGACAAAAUUUUAAAAAAGAAAACAGUGCCAUGUUUCAGGUGGCUUAAAAUGAUAAAAUACCCUUCUCCAACUUGGCACACUCUGAAUGUUUUGGACUGCAACCCCCAUCGUCUCCAGUGGACAUCUGGAAGACACCAAGUUGAGGGGUGCUAUAAGACUUGCACGAGCACAGCUUAGACUUCAUGUUUAAAUGUCACCUGUUGCAUUUUAUUAGUUUGACUGUAUGCCUAGCAAAUGUGUAAUUCUAAUUUUAUCUGUAAUACAGUGGUCUUGAUGACUAACAUGUAGUGUUGCAUUUAACUUUGCUGUUGAAAUUGUUUUAUAGAGUAACCUUGGUUCUCUUGGCUAGAAAUUGUGAAUUAAAAAUGGCCCCCUCUACAUUUAGAAAUCUAAAAUAAACUUGUUGGAGAGGCUAAUACUUUCAGAAAGCAGCCUAUGCUGAUAUCUGUAUUCACAUCUGUAUCUAUUUCAUAUAUGUAUUUAGGCUACUACCUGCUCUUCUGGCAUGAUUGCUUUUAACUGGCUACCAUAUUGCCAUCACAAACAUAUCCACGCAGUUGUCUCCUUUUAUUACCAGAAUGGUGCCAUUCUGGCUAGAAACAGCAACAACAGUGUGAUCCUGCUCGUAUUUACUCAAGCAUAAAAUCUCACAGAGAUCAAACUUACUGCCUAGAAAUAUGUUUAGCAUUACAGCCUAAUUCAGUGGGACUGAAUUAUAGAUAUUUUAAAAAGCAGAAAAAUCAGGUCUUCAUGUUUGGGCAAAGGGCCCAAAUAAAGAAAAAACUCAGGAAGGGAGCAAGAAGUGAAACCUAAAACUGGUGUGAGCCUGUUUUAACUGUAAGUGGAUUCCUAUUGGAAUAAUCUUAGUGUAGAUCUCUUAGUAGUGCACUACUUUGAUUUCUUAUUUGGCAGGCACUAAAUGUUGCUUGCCUUGCCAGGUAUAUAGGGCUAAAUCUGUAAACAUAGACUAAAAUAAGAUCUUAAUGGAGGUGAGAGGAGAUUUUAGCUUGCAGUGAAGUUUUCAGAGACAGGUCCUUGAAACAUAUAUUCACACAAAACAUACAAAUUCCUUACCAACAGUUGGAUACCAUUUUUGUAUUAACUUUUGUUCUGCUGAAAUUAAUACUUCUUUGCCAUGGGGUGCAUUCAUGCAUGCCUUUUUCUUUGUACUAUUUAUGUUUGUAAAACAGCAUCAAGUCAAUUUCAACUCCAUGUGAGAAUUACAGCAGUAUUACAAAUGGAUGUUUUCUGUAACAAUGAGUAAAUUAUUGAAUUAUUGAACGUACAUAAACGUACGUGCUCCUGGGAAGGUUUAUUGGGCCAGGUGUCACCAGAUAUGUAUGCACAUGUAUUAUUACUUCCACACUUUAAACAUUUGCUGUAGGCAGCACUUUUGUAAGACUAGUGUUUUCUGUAGUGGUUGUAAUGUAUAGCACUGCUUUUAAAUAACAGGAUUUCUAUUACCUGGAAAGGAAAUACUGUGCUUCAGUUUAGGAAAUAUUUGCUUCUUAAGCUAAAGCUAAUUUCACCAUUUCUAGAGGUCAUAAUAGCACCUGUGACAAAGUACAUCAUGGACAUUGUCCUCCUGGUUCUCUUGUUUGGGUAACAUUACAUGUUGGAUAAUAAAGGAUAACCAAUUAUCAGUGCAAAACAGUCUACUUCAAUGCGGUGAGAUUGCAUUAAAGACCAAGUACUGUUCUGUAGUUUCUUCAAGCCUAAAACCAUCAGGAACAAACAGUGUCUUUUAAUAUGUAGCAGUGACAAUGUAUCUUAUUUUUCCUUAAUUCCAGACAUUUGGGGGGAGUUUGUAUUGAAAACACAAAGUACACAAUGUGCUUUUUUCUUGCACAUGGCAAUCAGUACAGAGAUUCCCCCUCCUCUUAUGUGAGUUUCACCCUUAGGAAAAAGGUCUUCUUUAGUGUUUGGAAUUAGAGGCUCUUUUCCUUAGGCUUCUAGCCAUUCAGAGAGGCAACCUCUGGUUUGAUUGCAGUGGAGAAGAAAGACACCUCUUCACCUUGUGCAUUGUCUUCCUUGUAAUAAUGGGUUUAAACGCUGCCAUUAGUAAUUGGGAAAAGAGCAACAUGUUGAUGGAGUUUAGGGGUCUAGACAUUUUGGCUGGGCUUGAUAGCCAGUCAUUCCCUUGGAUCCCAAUUACAGUGGUGCCCCGCAAGACGAAUGCCUCACAAGACGAAAAACUCGCUAGACGAAAGGGUUUUUUGUUUUUUGAGCUGCUUCGCAAGACUAUUUUCCCUAUGGGCUUGCUUCACAAGACGGAAACGUCUUGCAAGUUUGUUUCCUUUUUCUUAACACCGUUAAUACAGUUGCGACUUGACUUCGAGGAGCAACUCAUAGAACGCGGUGUGGUAGCCUUUUUUGAGGUUUUCAAAGACUUUGGUGAUUUUUGAAGCUUUUCCAAAACUUUCCCGACACCGUGCUUCGCAAGAUGAAAAAAAUCGCAAGACGACAAAACUCGUGGAACGGACUUCCGGGGUGGCGCCAUCGGCAAUGGCGGACUCCCUCUGAACUGGAGGGACCAGCUCCGCGCGAAACGGGUCUUUUCCGCUGCGGUGAAGCGGAGACCCUUCUAUAAAUCACAGGCGGAUAAAGCCUGUGACCGUGGGUCUCGGCGGGCACCCUUAGCGCCCCCCCCAACCCGCAAAGGAACCCACUAAUGGGCUCCGAAGCGAAGAGGGGAAAGUGGCGCGGUGCUGUGAGUCAAUUGCUUUUUCCGUGGAGCGAAGCCGCAUAGCCGUUGCCGGAGAGCACUGCCUUUUUCUUGGGACAAUUUGGCAUCUAAAAUAAUCACCCGUGAGUACUUAAACAUUGAACAAUUGGACUUUAAAUAAGAACUGACGAGCAGAAAGGAAUUGGACUUAAAAAUUCACUUCAAUUUGGUACUGAAACGGGAAGGUCUAAACAGGAAGUCAGCCUUCCGUUUCUUUGUAGUCAGAGUAAAGCAAAGACAACGUAAACUAGAGCUUAGAAAAUUAUUUUCAAAGGAUUGGCUUUCAUCAUUUAAAAUUGUUGAACCCCCCUUCGGUAGCAGGAGAAGAAGGGGGAUCUUUUUUGGACUGUUUAAACCUGCAGAAGUGAGUCUAAAGCAAAGUAACUUUCCACCGUCCUGAUCCUGGAGCGGGGUGUCAGAAUUGACGUUUGAAGCUCAUUGACCAGAGACAAAUGUUUUUGACAGAUAGCUAAAAGAAGAGUAACAUUGUGAUUUCAUUGUUUCCUUUCGCAUUUUAAAGGAACAAAUAUUGACAAAAUAUCUUAAAAAGAAACUUUGUUGCUAUUGUCCUUAAAAGAAAGAACAACCAGAACCUUUCCCACUAGAGGGGGACUGUGAAAUUGUAACUAAUUCUAGGGAGCUUGCAGCUGCCACAGAUUACAACCGUGGGAAAGGACUUGUGACCUUGUAGGACAAUGCUUUCAGAAGCUCUGUUGUGCGCUCUCUGUAAAAUAAAUGCCCUAUUGGAUCUGUUAAGUCAGAAGACGGAUUUGAUGACUAAUGCGGUCAGAACUUUUGAACAGGUAGUGGGAAACUAUAUGGAGCCCACCCAGGAACUAAAACAGGAGUGUGCCAUGACAGAACAGAUGAGAGAAGAGGAUGCUGCUGAAUCUUGGGCGCCAGAAAGGGAGGGAUUUUCGGCCCUGCAGGAAUAUGAGUCUUUGGAUUUGACAAAUGAACUUGGAAAAAACCAGAUUUGGAAAGAUAAAGUUUGGUUUGGUUUGGAAAUGGGGGGUUGGACUGACCCCCCCAUGCAGGGAUGUUUGGACUUUCCGAGUCUGGCAAUGGGCCGUCAGAUGUUUGGAGCUGUGGGGGCUCUCAAUUUUGGAGGGAAUCUGAAACAUGUCUUCAAAUACCACAUGGAGUUUAGUCUGGACUAUGGAAAAGGGGCUGAUUUGUUGAAAAGGGUCAAAAACAUUAUCAAGCUGGAGUUCCCACGAGUGAAAGGAAAAUAUGAAGAAGAGCUGCGGAAGGGACAUGGAAGAGACUUGACGGCCUCGGAUAUAAGAUCACCAGGUUAAUGUGCUAGAUCAAUGGGAUAAAAAGGACUGACAAAACCCGGGACCAGGAGGAAGGGAUGCUGGAUGAAGAUUGGAUUGUUCUUAUUUCUUUUUUUACCAUCAGGAUUGUUUUAUAAAAUUGAUGAAUGUUAGAAAAAUGUUGAAAUGAAAUUACUUGGCUCUUGUAAAAAUGUUUAAAGAAUUAGGUAAGAAUGUUAUGCUUAUGAGAAGUUGGUAAAAAUAAGAUUUAAGUUUUAAGCUUUAAGGUUUUCUAUAAGAUAAGAUGAAAAUAGAUUAAGGUAAUGUAAUGACAGAAUACUAUGAAUUAUGGAAAGGAUUUGCUGCGAAAAUUAUUAAUUAGGAUACAAGAAAAGGGAGGAGGAGGAGGUCAAAGAAAGAAGGUAAUGAAAGUGGAGAAUUUGAGAAUGAUGGUUUUUUUUAUUUUUUUAUUUUUUUGUCUUUUUCUUGUAAUUUUUUAAAAAAAUUCAAUAAAUAUCAUUUAAAAAAAAACAAAAAAAACUCACGGAACGAAUUAAUUUCGUCUUGCGAGGCACCACUGUAAGUUAGUUGCACUUAGUUAAGUCGUGACUAAUGUGCCCUGCUGGUUUUAGUUAAUUGAGUUUGGAUCCAGCCCAUUGUUUGUAGUACCUAGUGAUUUUUCACUCCCUCACUCCUAAGAGCAAAAGUCAAAGCAGUGUUUUUAUACCAACUGUCCAGACAGUUGGUUUUGCAGACCACUUAUUGUAGGUGUUGUUUAUAGCAAGCAGCCCCUCUCUUACAGGCCAUGACACUGUUUGAUCCUAACACAAUAUGCAGUGUUGCUUCACUCAACACUUACUUAACUUACAGAAUUAGCCAGCAUUCAAAAUUAAACCAGCAUGAGUCUUUUUUGUGACUCAAGGGCGCCAUCUAGUGACCAUGUUCAGCCCAGCACAUGGAGGGAGGAAUGAGCCACAUCGGCCCCAGCGGAGGCCGCUUGUUCCUCCCACCAGGCGCUGGCGGCAGAGGGAGUCCCACCACCACCAGCACCCAGCUCACUGAGGGAGUCAGGAGCAGGCAAGUUCCACCCACGAUACACCACCAGGUGAAGGCGCUAUUGCGCUCUGGCUCUCAAUCCGUUCCUGGGCAAUGUAUCAAUACAUUGCCCGGGCCUAGGUGUCAUCUGCAAAUUUGAUGAGCAUCCCCUCAAUUCUUUCAUCUAAGUCAUUUAUAAAGACAUUGAACAACAAAAGGCCCACUUGGACAGAAUCCUGCGGCACCAACACUUGUCACUUUCCCCCCAGGAUGACAAGGAACCAUUAAGUACUCUUUGGGUUCAGUCAGUCAACCAGCUACAAAUCCACCUAACAGUUACCUUGUUCAACCCACAUUUUACCAGCUUCCUCACAAGAAUAUCAUUCCACAGGGAGGGUGCCACUACCGAGAAGGCCUUCUGCCUUUUUCACUGUAACUUAAUUUCUCACAGUGAGGGAACCAUCAGAAGGCCUUCGGAGCUGGACUUCCAUGUCUGGGCUGAAUGAUGGGGAUGGAGACGCUCCUUCAGGUAUACAGGGCCAAAUCUGUUUAGAGCGUUCCGCUCAGUUAAGAGAAAACAGGAGUGAAUGGUUACAAACAGCAAACAGAAGCAUCUCAUCUCUUUCCCUUUGCAUGUCUAGAGGGGGGUGGGAAUGCACAAGCUCAGAUUGCACCUGCUCAUUCAAUAAGAUGGUUUGUCAUUAGGUCUAAAUCAGGCCAUUCUGUGACUCCUCUUCUCGCUUGUCUCCCUCUUCUGCAUAAAGUGAAUGCACACAAAGUAAAAGAUCAGCUAACAUGUAGAAAGAGCUUAGGCUUGUUUCAGUUUGCACAGACCUUCAGUUUUGACAUCCAUGAGACUCAAAAUGAAACUUGAUAAUUGAAGCUAAGUAUCUUUUAGACAAUGGCCUUGUUAGCAUGUAAUGAUAAGUCAGACUUCUGGAGUAUAUUGGUUUAUUGUGUAAACAAACAGCAUGCUGGUGUACAGUACUCCUCCCUGGUGCAAGUAGAGUAAACAAAACAAGAAGCUGGUGCUUCCUGUUAUGUUUGAAUCAGAGUUUGUGGUUUAUUUUUUCCAAACAAGUACAGUGACUAGCCAACCUUGCUGAUCAUGGCUUCUCCAGAUGAUGAUCCUUCAUUCAAACAUAGUUUGAAGCCAAGGCUUCCUGGUUUGUUUAUCUGGUUUGCACCUGGAGAGGAGCCAUCGGGCUGUAUGCAGCAGCACAGUGGCUUCCCAGUUUCACACCCCACACCCACACUCAUUAACCACUUGAAAAUUGCUGAGUGACAACAUGGACCACUUAAUGAUUUGUAGCAAUUGUACUGUGCCAGAUGCUAUAUGAUUUGCAUAGAAUUCAAAUUGUAAUGCAAUAAAAGGAGAUACAGGAGAACUUUUGUUGCUGCUACUGGCACAGUUGGAUCUCACCCAGUUUCAUAUUUUAAAAGCAAAGUAUAUAAUUUUUGUGUGUGUUCAGAGUCUUGUAAGAUGCUCUUGAGAACUUUUGUAUGAUAAGCGCAUUUGUUUAUUUUAUGUUGAAUGUAGGUUCAGAUGCAAGUCCACCCUAAGCUGUCAUCUACUGAAGAUGCCUUGCAGUAUGUUGAGGAGUUAAUACUGCAGUUGCUGAACAUGUUAUGCCAAGCUCAGCCAAGAAGCUUCCUGGAUGUAGAGGUACAAGAAGAGUUUGUAGCUAUUUAUGCACUACUGUUAUUUGCUGCUGCUGAUAUAUUAUUAAUUCAGUCAUUCAUCAUUGGAUUAUUAACACUUUGUUUUGUUUACAAUAUUGUAUUAAAUUAUUUGGUUCUUCUAUAUCUUUUAUUAUUACCUUAUUCUGAUACCUUGUGAGCUGUUUUGGGUACAAAUAUAUUAUGGGAAAGCAGCAUAUAAAUUAAUUAAUAAUGAGGAUUCUGAUUUUGACCUUUUAUUGGGGGGUGAUAAGUUUGGAAAAUUAUUAGCAAAUAUAUAGAUUUGUUAUUAAUGUCUCUGUUCUUACACAAAUUAAUAAUGUUUCCAUAACCAAACUAGAUAUCUUUCAGUGACUUAAGAUAUUGUAAAAAAAAAUGUUAUGUGCUGAUUAUAUAUUUAGCUGCAAUUCCUAUUUUUUAAAAGGAUCGUGUACAAAAAAGCUUUCCCCAUCCUAUUGAUAAGUGGGCAAUAGCUGAUGCACAGUCUGCAAUUGAAAAGAGGAAGCGAAGAAAUCCAUUAUUUCUCCCAGUAGAAAAAAUUCACCCAUUGUUAAAAGUAAGUAUUCUAAAUUUAGUGUAUAAAAUGUUGCAAAAUUAACAGAAGUUACCCAUUUGUUCUUCAAAGCUGAAUUACUUCCUAUAAAGACAAAUUUUUAAAAACCACUGUACCUAGAUUUCACUCAAAUCUAUAAAUCUUAUUAAAGUAAUCUCUGAUCCUAGCUAGUAAGAGAUCUAACUAGAAUUCAAUAAAUCUUAGCUGGUGUAAUUUGACUGCCACAAUCUUACACUUCCCUUGACUUGGAAGCAAUACCUGCUUGAUUAGGCCAUGGGCAUCCAGUCCAGCACUUUGUUCUUAUAGUGACCAACCAGCUGUCUGUAGGAAGCCUGCAAGCAGAACCUGAGCCCAACAGCAUUCUCACUACUUGCAGAUCCCAGCAACUGGUAUUCAGAGGCAUAAGCGUUAAUAUUGGUCUCAUAUUUUAAAGCCAUCCAGUUGGUGGGGAUCACUACUACUUGUUGGAGUGAAUUCCAUAGUUUAUAGACUUUCUUUUGUCUCCCCUGAAUCUUCCGGCAUUCAGCUUGAUUGGGUAUCCCCAACUUCUAGCAUUUUGAGAAGCAAAAGAUAGAGAAAAUUGUUUCUUUAUCUCCACUCCACGGACAAUUUUGUACACCUCUAUCCUGUCCCCUCUUACUCAUCUUUUAACUGAAAGCCCCAAAUCUUGUAAUCUUUCCUCAUAGCAAAUUUGCUCCACCUCCUUGACCAUUUUUGUUGCCUUUUCUGAACCUUUUCCAGCUCUACAAUAUCAUUUUUUACGUGAGGCAACCUUUUUGACAUGAGGCAACACAGUAUUCCAAGUUAUACAAAUAUAGAUUUGUAUAACAGUAUUAUAUGUUUUAUGUUCAUUAGCUUUCCUAAUGAUCCCCAGCAUUAUAUUUUCACGUUUUACAACUGCAGAACACAGGGCUGGAUACAAGUCUAUAAUAAUUGCUGUGCCAUUUGACUAAUAAGAAAUAUAUUUAAGUUACCGUAUUUUUCGCCCCAUAGGGCGCACCGCCCCAUAGGACGCACCUAGUUUUUUGGGGGGGGGGAAUAAAGAAAAAAAAAUUAUUUUCCCCCCUGGCCCGAGCUUCCCCCAAUCCCAGCCCCGAGAACAGCCUGCUAUCCGCAAGCCUAGGGAGGCCAGCGGUAAGUCGCGCCGGUCUCCCCAGGCUUCGGAAUGCAGGCAGCUCUGCGCAGCCAUCGGGAGGCGGGCGCGACUUACCCCUCUCGCUCUCCAGGCUUCAGCGAAAGCCUGCAUUCGCCCCAUAGAACGCACACACAUUUCCCCUUCAUUUUUGGAGGGGAAAAAGUGCGUCCUAUUGGGCGAAAAAUAUGGUACUUUGUUUGGUGUUAACAAUUACGAUGCUCCUGUCACCAGUAACUCAACAUUUCAGCAAAAGCAUUAUUGUUAGAACUAAAUUGUUGUUAGCUGUCUAAAAAUGACCAUGCUUAUAUGACACAGGAGCAAAUUGGUGUAGAUGUUUAAAAGCAUGAAUUUAUUAGGUGCAUUUGUGUAACCCAACAUACUAGAAUAAGUUAUUUCUCUUUCAGGAAGUUCUGGGCUAUAAAGUUGACCACCAAGUAUCUGUUUACAUAGUGGCAGUAUUAGAAUACAUUUCUGCAGAUAUCUUAAAGUUGGUUGGGAACUAUGUACGGAAUAUUAGACAUGAUGAAAUUACAAAACAAGACAUCAAGGUGGCAAUGUGUGCUGAUAAGGUAGGUAGAAUUUAUAUUUGUAAUUACUAAAGGUUUUAGAUCCAGAAGAGUCCUUCCACAAACAACAUGGGUCCAUAAACAGAAGGGGCUUUGAUCUUGCAUGAGUGGAAGGGGGGAAAUGAUAUACAGCCAUAGCUUGGAUCUCGAACGACUUGCAAGACGAACGUUUUGGGUCCCGAAUGCCUCAAAUCUGGAAGUGAUUGUUCCGGUUUGCAAACUUUCUUUGGAACCCGAACAUCCGUAGCGACUUCCAUGGCUUCUGAUUGGCUGCAGGAACCUUGGUUUCCAAACCAUUUUGGAAGUCGAAUGGACUUCCAGAAUGGAUUCCAUUCGACUUCCAAGGUACCACUGUAAAGGUAACUCGCAUCUUACUUUUAUUUUACUUAAGCCAUUGCAUAAGUGAGGCAGAAUAUAUAGAGAAAGGAGGAAACCCAUUCCCCAUUUAUUUAUCUCCCCGCCCCCAAGCUGUAAUUGCUUUGGGAAAGCAGCAGGAGGGCUUUGGGACACUGCCAGAGCCUUUGCACAUCUUCCCCAAAUCCAUGUAAGCAGCUCUCCACCUAGUGGGGUGGGGCGGUUCCCAGAGUCCCUGGCUUUAUGUGUUUAUGCAUGUAACCCUGGAACCUAACCUUUGUGUAAGAUGCAAGUUACCUGUACUCUGUGAUCUGCCAUCUCUCAUGCUGUUCUGCAGAAUCCUCCAGCUGUUUAGAGCAGAUUUUCAAGAGGUUGCAAGAGCACGGGUAAUUAGGCAGAAGUUGCCUCCUUUGCCCCUUUAUUGUUUCAGUGAUUAAUGGUAUUUGCAUACUGAUUAAUUGUUAUGAAUGGAGCUCAAUAAUAGAUACAAUAAUAGAUAUUAAACCAGCCCAUAUCUGGGCAAGAAGAGAAUCUGUUCUAUUUUCUAUAUUAAAUUUCUCCAGUUUCUCAGGUCACAAGUGAGAUUUAUUGACAUCAAAUUUUAACCCUCCAGUGGAAGGCACUUUCACUUGUGUAGUGGAGCUUUCACUGCCUCUGUGCCUCCUCCCGCCCCAACUCUCUGCAGCCCCAAACCCACAAGAGCAGAGUUGAGCAAUGCUGGGGGGAAAGGGGAAGUCCUGUUGCACAUAAAAAGUUCACGUGUGAUGUUGGAUUUUACCCUUUUUAAAAAAAAAAUUCUAAUGGAGUCUGGUGAAUUUCUUUUGCUUCAGUCAAUAUUGAACUUCUGUAUCCUAAUUAUUCACACUCUAACAGUUUAAUAUUCAUAGUGAACCCCUCAGCUAAAUUAUAUCUGGAUUUCCAUUUAUUAAUUUUAAAUAUAUACUUUUCACUAUAUGCCUCAAAGCAGCUUACAGAAAGAAUAAGCAUACAAUAUACAAAAGCCUAAACAUAUAAUAAUAAGCUAAAUCAUCAGAAAGUAAAAAAACACAAAGCAGCAUUCAUAGUGCAAAACCCCUCUGUAGUAAAACUGUGUUAACCUGGCAUCUGGAACUUAGCAGGGGUGGUGCCUGCUCAGCCGCUUGUUGUGCCGCAGGUGGUUUUCUUGUUCAUACGGGAUUAUGAAUAAUUCUGCCUCCGAAGAUCUCAAUGAUCCUGGGCCCAAGUUGUUCAGGGCUUUGUACACCGAUAGCGAAAACCUUGAAUUAAGCUCAGUAGCAAGUGUAUCUUAGAAGACUAAGUCUGGGGAAUAUAGAAUUUAGAUUUUUCUCUUCCCUUUAUGGUCAUGACACUAGGUACUUUGAACGACUUUAGGUGAAGCAACCUAAACUUAGAUGUAUGACUGCCAGUCUCCUAGAGACUGGGAUCAUACACAGCACAGCUUGCCUUCUUCUAUAUUUGAUUUCAGCUUGGUUAGUAACAGUUUUAUUCCCCAGGGCUCGCUUUAACUUCGAUUACAUCUUUUCUCAAAAGUUAUUACUUGCCCCCAUCUUUAUUUAAAUAGGUGUUGAUGGAUAUGUUCCAUCAGGAUGUAGAGGAUAUUAGUACGCUGACUUUAUCUGAUGAAGAACCCUCUACUUCUGGAGAACAAACCUACUAUGAUCUUGUAAAGUCAUUCAUGGCAGAGGUUCGACAAUAUAUAAGAGAACUAAAUCUUGUAAUAAAAGUUUUUAGAGAACCUUUUAUUACCAACCCUAAGCUGUUUUCAGGUCAUGUAAGUACUGCUAUUUAAUUUUAUUUUGAUAUGAUUGUUUUGGAAAAGCCUAUUCAGUCUGAGUCGUGUACAGCCUUAGCACAAAAACUUAAUGAGCAUAAGCAUUUGAAAACCAAAAAAUACUGUAGCCCUGUUUACAAGCUUAAAUUCAUGUAUCCUCUACUGUGUGGGUGGGUGGGUGGUUGGAUGUGUGGAAGCAGGAAUGUGGUCAUUGCUGCCCUGGACAGAAGGUUAGCAUAUACAUUUAAUAAAUGAAUUAGCAAAUCCACUCCAUCAUAUUCUCAACAGCCUGUCUCUGCACUCACCCACAAGUUAGUGCUGAACGUCUGUAGCUUGCCAUCCAUGUGUAAGGGUCAUUAUAUGAUUUGGAAUCCUGCAGAAUCAAGGUUGUGAAAAAUGCAGAGAGCAUGGACAAAUAAAGCAGGCUCCUCGAUGCAGACAUUCACUUUGCCUGUAUGACAGGAUGUAAAGCUAGUGAGUGCAUCCUUCCUCACAUUCAAAUUUAAACCCUGAAAACAUUUGUAUAAAUGCUAUUUGAGGUGCUAGUAUAGUCAAUCCGGUUACAGGUGCCAUCACACAGAUACAUACAUACAUAUAUUCACUUAAAACCUUUAUCAGACAAUCAAGUGACUAGCAGGACAAAUUCCUGAAGACUGAUUUACAUCUUAAUUCAUGGUUAUAUGUAAACCAGCUUGCUUCUGCCUCUUUGGAGACCUGAAACAGGAUAUUACCCCCUCAAACCUGCCCUCAUUACAGGUAUCAUAGAUUUUCUAAUGUCCCAUUAUCAAUCCAAUUAAGGGUUGGGAUCUAAAGAGUCCUGGUUCCAAGUGAAAGACACAUCUGCGCAUAACUUGGGGAGAGGGCAGGAGAGAUUUUUCUUUAGUCAAAAAGUGAAUGCUUGUUAGGAAAGCCAAUACUUGUACAUUUUUUUCUUAUGUCUUAAAUAGUCGCCAUGAAAUCUGUAUUAUUCAGGUUCUGCAGUAUUUAUUCUUGCUUUGGUUGACUAACUCCCACCUCCAAUUACUAUUUAUCAAUCCAUUCAUUUUUGCAGGAUGUAGAAAAUAUAUUCAGUCGAAUAUCAGAUAUUCAUGAACUUAGUGUGAAGUUGUUGGGCCAUAUUGAAGACACAGUCGAAAUGACAGAUGAAGGUAGUCCCCAUCCCUUGGUUGGAAGCUGUUUUGAAGAUUUAGCUGAGGUAGGUAAUAGUAUUUAUAGAUUUGUUGCUUAUAUGCUGUUGUUGUUUAGUCGUGUCCGACUCUUCGUGAUCCCAUGGACCAGAGCACGCCAGGCACCCCUGUCUUCUGCUUAUAUGCUACAUAUUGCUAAUAAAUUCUAGACGUAUCCUAUAAACUGCAAUAAAAUAUAUCCGUAAUGCCGUACUCUUAAGCAGUUUAUGUUGGCUAAAAAUUUCAACUGCAUGACUUAGAGGGAUAGAUUACUUGUUAGAAACCAGUUACCAUGUACACAGAUAGCUGUACAUGUUCUUCUACUUCUAGUGUGUUUCGGUAUAUAAUCUUUAAGGGGGAAAAAAUCUCUUCUCGCCUCCAAAUAUUUAUUGAUUAGACAAUACUACUUAUUAGUUCAUAAAUGAAUUAUAUCCAGUUACUUUAAACCAGGCUUCCUCAACCUCGGCCCUCCAGAUGUUUUGAGACUACAAUUCCCACAAUCCCUGACCACUGUUCCUGCUAGCUAGGGAUCAUGGGAGUUGUACGCAAAAAACAUAUGGGGGAGCCGAGGUUGAGGAAGCCUGCUUUAAACUCUGUCAUACGUAGGUUGCUUUAUUUUCAAACAUUUUGUCUUAUCUCGUAUUAAUUUCUUUCUAUAUAACUUCUAUAUCAUUUAUAAUCUAUUUAUUAUUAUCUAUAUAUAAUAUAAUUUAAUUAUACUCUUAAGCAUUGUAUAUUAAUAAACUGAGUGAUUAAUUUCAGUUGCAAUCAGGAGCCUGUGUGUUGUUUUGUUUUGUUUUGUUUUGUUUUGUGUUUUGCUUUGUUUUGUUCUACCAUAUAAGCUUUACUCCCUAUUCCACUGAGUUGCUAAUGACCGAAACAAAUUGGAAUCCAAUGAAUGUUGGUGCAUUGGCCAGUUUCUGGUAUGGUAUGCACUAAUAUUGAUUGGGUUCCCAAAUUAAGAUAAGGCAGUAAACAUAUUCCUAUCUAUCUGUCUAUCUAUCUACCUACCUAUCUGUAUAUUGCAUGAUAGCAUUGAAACAGUGUUUGAGUAAACUGAAAUAUUCUAAAAUCCUUUAUUUAGGAGCUAGCAUUUGAUCCUUAUGAAUCGUACACUCAAGAUAUUUUGCGGACUGGUUUUCAUGACCAUUUUCUUAGCCUACUGUCAAAGCCUGGUGCAGCAUUCUAUUUACAGGUAUGUUAAGUAGUAAAGUUUACAAUGCAGAUGAUGCAAUAAUUGGACUUGUUUGUGAAACUGAAAUAUCUUUUCAUUUCUAGUCAAUAGGAGAUGGUUUUAAAGAAGCUGUUCAGUAUGUUUUACCCAGACUGCUUCUAGUUCCUGUUUACCAUUGCCUUCACUAUUUUGAACUUUUAAAGGUAAGAGAGUGGUAGACAUGAUUGCAUCUAAUAUUUCAAAGAUUUUAUGUUUGAUUUUAAAUAGCAUUUGCAGCCCACUUAUAUUGUCAUGUGAUCUUGCUUUUGGCACUGGGGUUUUUCUGAAGAACAGUGCACAAUUAGCAAGUAGAGUGCUGAUGUAGGUAAAUAUGAAUUUACAGUGUUCAUAUGCCACACUUCAUAAAAUCUUGUCCCAAGGUGGUUGAUAUAAUUAAAAGAUACAAGAUACAAAAAAAAAAAUCAAAAUCAAAUAAAACAGUUAAACUUCAAAGUGAUUUUUUCCCCUACAAAACCAGUGUUUAAAAUAGGAGACCUUAAAGGGAUUAAAACAUUUUGAUCUGACACCUACAUGGUAGUAAAAGGCACAAGGCAAAUGCAUCUGGGAUUUUAAAAAGUUAAAUUACAGUCAAGAGAAUAGGGUGAGUUGUAUAUCUUGGGUGUUAAAGGGGUAUGAAUGUGCUUCUUAAGCCUACAAAGAAUAAAACAUAAUGAAGAUGCCUGAAACACCUCUGGGGGAAGGGGAUUUCACAACUUAGACACUGGGAUGUAGAAUUACACACUUAAGUUAUAGACUGGAAACAGUCUGUUAUUGAAAACUGAGCACCUAGAUUUUAAUUAAAGCUAGAUGUUGGACUCCUCAGUUUGGCAUCUUUACUUGCAACCAUUUAUCUUUCUUAGUCUCCUUUCUCCAAGUUAACACUCUUAACUUAAACUGAUAGCAGUUGGCAGCCUCUAUCUCAGUGUCUCAGUACUAUGAUUCCUUCCAUGGAAUGUGAACACUUGAGCAGGCUUCAUGAGCCCUUCUCAUAGAUUGCUACCAUAUUAUUUGAUCUCUUAAGGGACUGUGACAAAUUUUUUGCUGCUGAAGGAUGAAAUCUGAUUUGUAAACUUAUGUAGAAGUAUUAACUAUUAUUUUUACUUUCGUAGCAAUUAGAAGAGAAAAGCAAAGAUCAAGAGGACAAAGAGUGUUUGAAGCAAGCAAUUACAGCCCUACUUAAUCUUCAGAGUAGUAUGGAAAGGAUAUGCUCAAAAAGUCUUGCAAAGAGAAGACUUAGGUAAAUGCAUUUCCACCCCCCACCGCACCCCUCGCUUUUAGCCUGGUUUGUUGUUCUAUAAAGCCAGGCUUUCCAGUUUCCUCUUUCAGUAAACAAUGAACAAAGCAGUUUGUGGCAAGCCUACUUUUUCAAAGGAAGUGACAUCAAAGUCCAGAUAGCUAUUGUUUUCAGAGUCUCUGAUAUGUGUGUGUCCUUGUACACUUCUAGUGAAUGCAUCUUGAGAAUCUUCUGGUAAGCAGCAAGAAAAAAGGUUUUUCAUUAGCUGUUAAGAAAUAAAAAUACCAUGCAGAACCAUUUGAAAUGCCUAACAAUUUUUCUGUUAACUCUUGAUGCAGUUAUUGUAGCGUGCACUGUAUUUAAAGUAAACAACAGUGUGGUGUCAGAUUUUCUUUCAGAUGCUUACAAUCUUAAUCAGGAAAUAUUACUUGCCACUUUACUGUUUAAUCAGAAUUGAUUGGUUAACUGGAAUUCUGUAUUAGGCAUAUAAUUUAAACAUUAACAGUGACCAUAGCACUUUCAGGUCUGGAACGUUUGAAGCUGGCUCAUGGAACAUACUUUGAAUACUUCUUCAGGCUAAUUGUUUUCAAAGUUAAGCCUGCAUUAGUUAUUUUUUUGCUAGUAUGUGCAGCUGCUGUUUGAAUUAAUGUCAUUUUGUUUCUCUUUCAAAGUGAAUCUGCAUGCCGGUUCUAUAGUCAACAAAUGAAGGGAAAGCAGCUAGCGAUCAAGAAAAUGAACGAGAUCCAGAAGAACAUUGAUGGUUGGGAGGGUAAAGAUAUAGGACAGUGCUGCAAUGAAUUUAUAAUGGAGGGGACUCUCACACGUGUGGGUGCCAAGCACGAAAGACAUAUAUUUCUCUUUGAUGGUUUAAUGAUUUGUUGUAAAUCAAAUCAUGGCCAGCCAAGAUUGCCUGGUGCUAGCAAUGCAGAAUAUCGUCUGAAAGAAAAGUUUCUCAUGAGGAAGGUACAGAUCAAUGAUAAAGAUGACACUAAUGAGUACAAACAUGCCUUUGAAAUAAUUUUGAAAGAUGAGAACAGUGUUAUAUUUGCUGCAAAAUCGGCAGAAGAGAAAAACAACUGGAUGGCAGCCUUGAUCUCCUUACAGUAUAGAAGCACCCUGGAGCGAAUGUUAGAUGUAACAAUGCUACAAGAAGAGAAGGAGGAACAGAUGAGAUUCCCAAGUCCUGAGCUUUAUAGGUUUGCAGAACCUGAUUCUGAAGAGAAUAUUGUUUUUGAAGAAAACAUGCAGCCCAAAUCUGGAAUUCCUAUUAUCAAGGCAGGCACUGUUGUCAAACUCAUUGAGAGACUUACAUACCAUAUGUAUGCUGGUAAGGAAUUUUUCCAGGUCUUUAAAAUAUCUGAAUUUAUGUUUGUGUGAAUUUUCGUUUAUUAGUAUCUUCUAUCUUUCAUACACCCAGAGAAUCAAGGUGGUAUAGGUUUCUGAUAAAAGUGGCAGUUUGUAAAAAAACUUUUAGCAGUAUCCUUGAGUUGAGUGACUAUGCCUCUAGUUACACCUGUCCAGUAGCUCAGAUGCUGGAUCAUUUUAUCUCUGAGAUAAAGAACAAAAAGCAUACAUCCAGUUGAUGAGCAUUAAUAUCCUGUUAACAUUAACAAACCUACAGAGAACUAGAGCCGUUCUUUAGGAAACAGACUCAAUUGAAAUGUCAUGUCAGCUGUGCUAGUAUACAUGCAGAAGCAUAAACAGAUAGUACAGACUAAUUUAUUACAUCUAUAAACUUCAGCAGCUGCCUACCAGAAGAGAGGGUAUUUAUGUGUAACAAUGUGGUUUUGUAACAUUGUUUUGUAAUAGUGCUAAUAUUAAUAAAUUUAUUUUUUUAAAUAGAGGAAUAUGCUUAUCUUAAAUCACUUGAAUCAGGUAGUCUCAAAUAAAUUGAAAACAUUACCUAUAAUUUGUUCAAGUUGUGAUAUAGCAGUUAAGUAUUGAAUCAAAUACCUUGGAAUGCAAACGUCUAGACUUAUUUAAGGUACCCUCAUAUGCAAUUGGUUCACCUAUUUUAUGUGCUUUGGUUACAGUAUAUUAAUGGGGGAAAUCUUAAUUAUUUAAACUUGUCCACAUAUCCUAAAGGCCAUUCCACUUUACAAAAUAGUUGAGAAACACCUUUGACCCUAAAUGUUGUGCUAAAGCAUGAUGCAUUUGAUAGUGGUGGGGGUAUGCUCAUCUGACUUAGGAUGUUUUUUCCCAUGCUAGCUUUUAAUAUUUCAUUUCAGAGAGGAAGGUUAAAUCCAUGGAAAUUGUAUUCAGGAGGACUUUUAUGUAGAAUUCUAUCCUCUCCUUUUUCUGGCUAAUGGGUGCAGAAUAUAGUCACAAGAAUAGCACUUGCUAUGCAGUACAGUGGUGCCCUGCAAGACGAAUGCCUCGCAAGACGAAAAACCCGCUAGACGAAGAGACUCGCGGAACGGAUUAUUUUCGUCUUGCGAGGCACCACUGUAUUCGUAAUAUGCCACAGUUGUAUACAGGGCUGUGUGUAUUUCAUACUAAAAGGAAUUUGGAACCCCAAUCCAAAUUCUGCUUUAAUUAAAAGAAUGGUUUUAAGUCAUGUAUAAAUUGUGCAAAAUCUGUAUUUUAGCAUAGAUAUGCAUAUUUUUGUGAUUUCUUGGGCACCUACUGAAAAACAUAUUCAUCCACUACUCUGGCUUCUGAAGCUUUUGCAAGGUUUACCAAGUACUAAAAGGGCCAGAUAUUAGCUUUUAAAAAAUGAAAAAGCAGGAUGCUGAAUUCUGCAUCCACUGCUACAGAAAUGCAGCAUGCACACCGCCCCAUUGAGUUCCUAGAAAAAUGUACAUACCUUUUCCAGUUCUUUUUCAUGAGAACAGUAAACAAAAACUACUGUGCAUGAAUAUGCGGAUAUAUUUGGAUAGCUUCCCUUGCUUGUUUUUUGAGUUGCAGAGUUCUAAAUCUUGAAUCAAUACCUCUUUUCACCUCUUCUAACUAAACAAACACAUUCUCUUCAAAUUGCUUAAAUUGGUCAUUAAAAGAUCUAAAUUCCAUCACUAAUGAUUCCUUAAAAUCAUCAGUAGUGUAUGUGCUUCUAUAUCAACUGUUUCUUUUCUCUAGCUGUUUCUAUUGGCUAUUCUAACAGCAAAGCUUUUGGGAAAAAUAAUAUCGUUAUACAUAGGUCAGUGGACCUCAGCAUUAAACGCUGAAAUUCAUUCUUACCAAAUCAGCACGAUAAAUAGAAUAAACUCAUUAUCAUUUCAACAGACCAUAGUAAAGCUUUUCAGUGGUGUCCUCCCAUUUGUAGAAUGCUCUCACCAGUAGAAUCAGCUGGUGCUGACAUUGAUAUCUUUUCAGCACCAGGCAAAGGCAUUCCUCUUCUAAGCAUUUGAAUGCUAAUUCCUUGCUCUGUUUGUACUUUAACUAGGUAAGUCUUUGAUCGAGCUUUUGUUGAGGAGAGGAGCUAUUUUAUGAUUUUAUGUUUUAACCACUUUUAGUGGUGUUCUGGUUUUAAAAUAAACAUGUAUUUUGUAUUAUUGGAAUUCUAUUUUUGUUAAUCACUUUGAGAUUCCUUGUAGAAAGCAACUAAUAGAUUGAACAAAAAAUAAACAGUUGCAUCCAAUGCUGUCCAUGGACAAGCAGAAUGGAGUUCAGCUCCUUCAACAAGACUUUCUCUGUUCCCCAUUUCAGCCUCUGUGUAUCCUCAAAACCUGCUCUGGUGGGUUGGAGGACACCCCCCCCCCUUAUAUCACAGAUUUUGGAGACACACAGGGAACUGCAGGUUGGAGAAGUCCUGUUCUGUCAGCUUAAGUCCUUUUGCACAAGAUUGGGUUGUGCAAAAUCAUAAUGGGGGAAGGUGGGUGGGUUUGCCUUGGCUCACCUGGUAUGGAAGCUCUGGCCCUCUCCAUUCUACCCCAUAUACUGGGAUGCUUUUUGUUGGUGACUAGUUUGUGUAAAUGAAUGGGAAGUUGGAAUCGGGACCAUUAGCUCCUUGUGGUGCAAAAGUGGCCAGGUUGAGCAAAUGGCAUUUAAAUUCAGUAUGGGUUAUUUGACAGAACUUUUACUUCUUCCCAAAGCCUUUGGUUUUUUUGGCCUCUGUUCACAGUUCUGUGUGUGGUAAAAGUUCAUUUCCAUUUCCUGAUUUGGCCCUUCCAGUUUUGAAAGAGCUUGCAACUUUUUUUCUCUUGGAGGGUUGUGCUGUUCUAUUUAUAGAGCUUUGAUACGUUGAAUGCUUGUGCGUCAGCAUAGUGUCCAUUUCCUUUCUUAACGCAUUCAGGAAUGGUUAUUUAUGAUUUUUUUAGAUGUUGUUGUUCUUUUAGCUUUUUAAAAUGCCUGUUUGAGGAGAGAUUUAUCACAUAGACAGACAUCCUGACUUAACUGUGUGUGUGUAUUUUUAACCAACGACUUGGCUCUAUGAAGUCAUUGCAGGAAAAGAAUUUAGUAGGAAAAUUGAACUUGCCGUAAAGUAACAUCAAACAAAGUGAUAGAAAGGUAUGAGUUUUAUAACUAAAUGUGCAUACUGAAUAGUGUAUGUAAAUGCAUUGUUCUAAUGUUGGGACAGAAGUUACAGUAGCUGUCCCUUAGCCCUGAUCAAGAAAGGGCCUUGGGUUGAUGCCCUCCUUCCAUUAAAGUCUACUUCUGUGCUCCAGAACAUCCCAGGUCAAAUUAACCCCAAGUGAUUCUGGUGCAUGCACAGUGAACCCCAUGAUUAAGGGUGAGAGGAAUUCAUGUCUGAGAGGUUGAGGGCUAUAUGAAAGGAGUGCAUGAGGCUUAUUCUCUCCUUGUAGGUAGUAGGAAAUUCAGUAUGGGGAAGGUCCCAUCUCUGGGAUUGGGUAGGCAGGACCUCUCCCCAAAUCCAUUCUUGGUCAGGGAAGGCUUUUACAAAGCUCACCCAAAGAGCUGAAGGUCAUGUGAAGACACACUAAUUAGGGUAACUGCAUUCAAGUUGUUUCCUGUGCUGUGCAGUAGGGCCUUGACUUCCUCUUGCUGCAGUCUGAAGGAACCAUGAUGGUUAAAUUCAACCCUUCAAGAGUCUCGAACCACCAUAGAUGUGGUAGCAGUGGACACUUUAAAAUAUUCAACAUUGAUCCUUGUCUUCUAAUUUGGAAACAACAGAACUAAAAACAGUGUAAGCUUGCCAGGGAAGAGGAUAAAAUUUCUGGUUCAGGAGAGUUGUCUCUUGUUAAAAUUGUAAAGAAGCAGAAGCCUUUUUUCUAGUUAUUAGUACUGUAUUUUUGUUGUUGUAAAAGGUACUCGAUAUUUCAGUGGGUUGUGCAAUGGGUUUAAAUCAUACUUUUAGUUAUACUGCUAUAUGAUUACAUUUGGCCUUUGGCAAAACAAUAAAGAUUUGUGUUUGUCCCUAGCUAAAUCUUCAGUCAGAGUAGCUUUAACCAAAUAGUUUUGCUCAGAGCCUUUUAGGUCCUGUACAGCAGAUGUGCUUUCCUGGGAUUUACUGCUGCUUGACAUCCUUAAGUUAAACACCCUCCUGUGUACAAGAAAGAAGGGGGAAACUCUUUCUUGAUAGGCUUCUGUUCUUCUGGUAGAUAGUGCAUUCUGACCACCCAUCAGAUGAUGUGUUUUCAUGUUUGAGUAUGGUUUGCAUUGUUAUUUGAUUCUCUCACAUGUGUAGUUUCCUACCUUGGAGCUUCCUUCACGAUCUAGGGACACAUUUCACCCCCCCCAAGCAGUAGCAGCUAGCAGGGCUGCCCAGCCUGGUGGGUGCUAUUCACCUAGCUUCCCAAUGCUACACUCACUGCUGACUACCGAAAGGGGGAGGGACAAGGCAGCAGGGAGCUUGGUGUGGUGUGGUGUGGGCACAGUGGCAAAGCCGGUCCAAUGCCCCCAUCAAGCUCCUUACUGUCUUGUCCCUCUCUCAGUAACCGGCAAUGACAUGCAGUGUUAUUAGGCGAGAUGUGCAACACGACCCUGCUUCCCCACUGGCUACUACUCCCUUCAGCAAAAUACAGUUGGCUCCGCAGUCCCAGAAGCAAGAUGUUGCUUUACCUAAGUACCUUUUCGCCUACAAAGAGAGCAGAAAUCCAUCUAGAAUGAAUGCCCUUUCCCCAUUCCCUCAGCCAUGAUUAGGUGACAUCUCUUACAACUGCAUCAGACUCCAGGGUUUGAGGCUUCUGAAGUUAACACCUAGAGUUCUUCACUAGCUGUCUAAACAAUUUAAAACAAUAUAGUGAAAUAUUUAUUUUGUCUCUCCUAGAUCCCAACUUUGUUCGAACAUUUCUUACAACAUACAGAUCUUUUUGCAAGCCUCAGGAAUUACUGAGUCUCCUGAUAGAACGGUAAGAGGACUUUUCUGAAAUACUGUGUUGUAAUUUUGGUUCCCUUCUUCUGAGAUGAGUUUUUAAAUAACACUUUUAUCCUAUGGAAAGGGGUGUGUGUGUGUGUGUGCGUGCUUAUGCCUAUUCCCUCUUCCCCCUAAGCACAUCCUGACUAUUGUCCACUACCUCCAGAAUAGAAGUUAAGGGAGACUAAAAAUCUCCCUUCCUCUAAUAGAGCAGUCCCAUCAGUGGAAAUCUGUCCGUGGGAAACCUGAAGCCAACCCAUUUUUCUUUACAGAUUUGCAUUUAAGAAAAACCCAAAUGCAAAUUUCAUGGGAAACAAUUUCUUCCCAAUUUAGUGUGAAUCUUCAAUUCCACAUUCUGUGUUUUACAUGCAUACCUAAAUAAAUGAAGUUACAGCACAUGACAGCUCUAAUGUGUAUGAAAUUAAACACAUAUUUAAUUUGAGGUACAGUGGUAUCUCAAGUUAAGAACUUAAUUUGUUCUGGAAGCCCGUUCUUAACCUGAGGUACCACUUUAGCUAAUGGGGCCUCCCGAGGCCACCGUGCGAUUUCUGUUCUCAUUCUGAAGCAAAGUUCUUAACCCGAGGUACUAUUUCUGGGUUAGCAGAGUCUGUAACCUGAAGCGUAUGUAACCUGAGGUACCACUGUACAGGCAAUUUUCCAUUCACAUGUGCUCUAUUUGCAUGUAACUAUGUGCACAUGGGGUGCCAGGAACCCAAAAGUGGAUCCAGAAAUGGGCAUCACCCUGGAGAGUCCUCCUAGCUCAUGGGGAGACUUUCCCCAGAGCCUCCCCACCUAACAUCACAUCAGCUGAGCAAACCCUGCAGCCCCCUAACUCAAGUGAGCCGGUCUGACUGCCUCAGCUGAUGUGCAAGGAAGAAGCUUCCCUCCGCGUCAGCUGUGCAAACCCCGCUGCCCUCUCUGGCUUAUGCCUGAUCAACAGUGGGGCUUGCUGAGUGACUCACUCCUCCAGGGUACUCCUGAUAUACACAGUUUUGGUUAUAUGCAGGGAUGUCCGGACUGUAACCCCCACAUAAAUUGAGGGUUGUCUGCAUUUAAUAUGUAAAAUACAAGUGCUAUUCAGUUAUGUCAUACUAAGUAGUCAGAUGCCUGUGUUGGCAUCCAUCUGUCUCAAGAGACAAUGGAGUGCACCUCCAGGUGUGAAGUCAAACCACAGAUGCCUGCAUCUUUGCAAAUUAUUUCCAUUUUACUCCAAACGAUAUUGAAUUUAUUUAAUCUCAGAUUGGUACCACUGUAGUAUAUUCCCUAUUCAAUCACACUUAAGGGUAUUAUACCUGUGUCAGUUGGAAAGCUUGAAAUUUUAUAGGGGUUGUGGCCUUUCCCUUUCCUGCCUGAAUGGAACUUUCCUAAAUAAAAUGUAAGAAUGUUAGUCCUAUUCCUUAUUGUUUAUUGCAAAUGUUAAAUACCUGUUUAGUAACCUACUUUUUACAUUACCAUCCCACAUUAGAUUUGAAAUUCCAGAACCUGAACCAACAGAAGCAGACCGCAUAGCUAUGGAGAAUGGAGAUCAACCACUUAGCGCAGAGCUAAAAAGAUUUAGGAAGGAAUAUAUCCAACCUGUACAGCUGCGGUAAGUAAUCUUAAGUGUGUAAACUGCAUCUUAUUUAGAUUUAGAUCCCAGUUUUUAAAAUCAGUGGGUGGGAUCCAAAGGACUGUACAAUGUUCUGUGCAUAUACCAGAGCUUUUCAACCUUCCCACCAUUGUACUUUCAAAAAGCCACUUCUGAUCCAGAGUUCCACAUGACUGAUCUUUAUUUGAAAUAUAUGCUUCAAAGUUUGUGUAAUUUCCUAAUGAACUGUGCUACAUUUAUUAAUGUAGUUAUAAUAUGCCUUAUCUGAAAAUAUUUCAGAAAUGGCACUUCAUCUACCUUGUGUUUCACUUGAUAGUAUUGUUGCUUAUAUAUUUUCUUCAUUACAGAUCUUAAUUCAGUGAUACCAUGCCUUUUCCAGAACAUUAUAUCACCUAACUAAUAUUGUCUCAUAUUCUGUAUUGUUUAUUCACCAUUUUAAUUCCACUAGAUGAUGCACAAGCCAUUACAAUCUAGAGGGAGAUAGAAUUCAUCCUUGAGAGACAUACUUUUUAACAUUUUUAAGUGCACAGUAAAUGUUAAUUGGUAGCAGAACUUGAGGAUGACCAUAGACAUAAACUGCGAAUCAGCUUGACCUUUUGCUCUGGCUAGGUUUCCUACCACUGCACACAUUCACUUAUUACCCAGCUACCAGAGCUUGGACUGGAGAUUGGGGAACUCAGUGUUCUAGUCCUCCUUUUCGAGGCCCAGUAAGUCAGACAGGAGUUUUGGCAUGGAUCCUGACAGCUGUAUGGCACUUCUUCAGGGAGUCAGGACAGUAUAUAUGCUGUAAAAUGAAACCAGCCCUACAGCUCUAGUAGACUUUGUCAAAAAUAAAUCAUAUAAACCUUGUCCUCAAAUAUUGUAUAAUCUCUGUUAAUGUUGUAGAGUUCUAAAUGUAUGCCGGCACUGGGUGGAGCAUCACUUCUAUGAUUUUGAGAGAGAUGUAGAUCUACUGCAACGGUUGGAAGAAUUCAUUGGCACUGUCAGAGGUAUUUGAUUUGACUAUUGCAAAGAUCUAGCAUGAUCUGCUUCUUUUUCUUUUGUACCUGCUUUAUUAAAGUGUGAUGUUUCAGUUUGCCAGUUGGGCUUUACAAGGCAAAGGUCACUAAUGAGAUACACAGAUGGGCACCCUGAGCCAGGAGAUCCAAGAGUCAUUCAGGCUGAGCAUGUGCCAGCAAGACUGAUCUCAAAGUCACACUGAUUUUAGGACAAAAAAUAAUAAUUUUCCUCCAGUUUUUGUUCAUGACUAUGGUAGCAACUGGAAGGAAAAUUUCCAGGUGCAGAAAAGGGUAGGAUGGUUGUCUGGGCUAUUCUGGACAGUUAGAUGCUUGGCUGUAGGUGGGUGUCUUUUGGUAUUGAUUGGAAGUUAACAGCUCAGGGAUCUCUCUAAGCUACUGACAAAUACUGUUGUAAUUGAAAUAGGAUAUGAAGGAUAUUUGGCUUUAGAAAUUCCAAAAGUUUCCAGGCCACUGUUUUCUGAUGUUUACUAAGAAUCUCCUUUCUUGUAACUGUGAGCCAUUAGUUUGUGUCCUACCCUCCAGAGCAGGAGAAAACACGCUUGCUCCAUCUUCCUUCUAACCGCCCUUCAGAUAUUUGAAGAUAGCUAUCUUGUCUUCUCUCAGUCUCUUCUGGUUAGAGCCAAGGUGAUAGUGUGUGGUUGGGUGUGGGGAUUGGGGACAAGCUGGUACUCUCUGGUAGCGACAUAGAACACUUAGGAAAUACAUUACCACAAGACAUGAUGAUCGCUAGUUUAGCUAGGUUUAAGCAAAAGGAUUAGGCAUUUUAAAAUGUAGGUCUGUGUCUGGGGCCUCAUGUUCAGAAACAGUAUAUUAUAGGCCUUAUCACUAAAUGCUGGGAACAAAGGGGAUGACUGUCUCCAUCGUGCCUUAUUUGUGAGUUUCCUGGUUGCAUCUGGCUGUUAGUGCUAGACCAGAUGGCUCUGGCUUCGUUUUCUGAAUUUCUCACAUUGUCUUCCACUGUUCUCCCACUUUCAUUAUUGGAACGUUUCUAGCUACUAGGUAACUGUUAUUAUUCAAAUCCUAGAAUGUAUUUUUCUUUUACUUCUCAGGUAAAGCUAUGAAGAAAUGGGUUGAGUCAAUUACAAAGAUAAUCCAUAGGAAAAAGCAAGCACAAGCAAUUGGGCCAAGUCACAAUAUUACUUUUGAAAGCUCACCACCUCCAAUUGAGUGGCAUAUUAGCAAGCCAGGACACAUUGAAACAUUUGACCUGCUUACGUUGCAUCCAAUAGAAAUUGCUCGACAGCUCACGUUACUUGAAUCUGAACUUUACAGGUAGCUCUGAAAACAAUAUUAUUCUCUUCUACAUCAUAAUAUGCAAGCAAUGUAGUGUUCAGUCCUGGUCAUUUCUGCAUUCAGUUCUUACUAGCAAAGCUAUUCAUAUUGCAUUUAGGGAACAAUGUUCCAAAUUGUGACUCUAGUAUAUAUUAAUGUGAAUUUGAUAUAGCUAGUAAAGUGAUAAUUUAUUUUCAUAUGUUGGCAUUUUGGAGCUCACUGUUAAAAAACGUAUUAUGAAAGCAAGAUUUGUAAGCUGUAAGCUAUAAGCUUCCAGAACCUCAUCCACAGAUACAGCAUUUAACUAGAGAUUUUUUUUGUUUGCUUUGUAGAAUGCCAUUGUUCUACCAUCUAGUUCUAACAACCAAUUCUCUCCAAUUGGUUGUUAACAGUAGAUGGUAGAACAAUGGCAUUCUACAAAGCAAACAAAAAAAGUGCAGUCAAUGUUUUUUUCUGAUUUGAGAAUUAUUGGUUAUUUGUAAUAAUCUAGAUGGAAGUAGUAGCUCAAUUGACCAUAAAAUGAUAGCCUUUUCUCUAUAAUUUAUAUUUAUUGUCAAUUUGUAGAGCUGUGCAACCAUCAGAGCUGGUUGGAAGUGUAUGGACAAAAGAAGAUAAGGAAAUCAAUUCUCCUAACCUGCUCAAGAUGAUACGACAUACCACAAAUCUUACUUUGUGGUUUGAAAAGUAAGUUGCUUGAGUGCUUUGACUAAGAUCUUCUAAAUAUUGAUAUUAACAUCCAGGUCCAUACAGAGCUAGUCUGAGACCCGAGAUAGGAUUCUUGUUAGAAUGAAAAAAAGCAAAACCCCAGCCAAAGGCAUUAGGUAAGCCUUUGUUUGGACUGAGGGGUGGUUGUAGCCUCCGCCUGCCCCUCCUUAUUACGGGUAUCUUGUUAAAGGGAACUGGGGGUGUGGAUUCUGUCCGAUGCCCAGAUGUGGGCAUGGACCAUGCCACAACCCCAACGGGGAUCCCUCAGGGUGCCCCUAUUUGAUAUAAGUCAUUGGGCUCAUCAUAUUGGUGGUUUACCCUUAGUUUGGCUGUCUGCAGAUGGGCGGGAGUCGAGAUACACCCAGUGCCUAAGCCAAACUGCACAUUUGUAAACAAUAAAGUUGUGGCCUAUUUGAACCCAUAAACCAAAUCCACUUGUCCAUGUGUUUAUUAUCCACUAGGGAACUGUGGAUCAUGGGGCCUUGGCAUGCAACAUCAUUCCUGAGCUGCAGCUUGGCAAAAUAUUGGAGCUUCAUAGAAGGAAAUUAGUGUAGCAAGAACAAUAAUUCCUAAACUUCUCCAUUGUUUGAAGUCCAAGAAUUGAAAAACAGUAUAUUCUUUGAAUUAUGCACUGGUUUUAGACUGAGUUAGUAAUCCUCAAAUUGUGCUUUGAGAAAUUAAAUAAUUAAAGGCUUGUCUGAGUUUAGUGGAGCUGCUGUUGGAGGAACCUGUCUUUUGCAUGUCUCAUGAUUCACUUCUCUAAUCUUGCUGCUCAGGGCCAUUAAUUUGGCUGCAUCUCCACCAGCCAUGAUAAGAUCAUUCAGUCAUUCCUGUUUAUCAUGUAGUAGAAUUCCCUCCAUAGGAGCGGAUAGCCCAUUGCAUUGAGUUUUACUUCUCCAAACUGUUUCCUUCUUAUCAAGAGGUGUGUUUCCUGAUCGUGCAGAAACAAGAGGUGGGCUCUUCUGAAGGCAGACUUUUACUUUCCUACUGGUGUUCAAGUUUAACAGCUAAUGUUCUCCCAUUUGGAUUCAGAAAAGAAGUUGGCUUCAGUAAUUAUAUCAGCUGUUUGGAAACCCCUGUAUUAAGUCACACUUGUCAAAAUAAAAUUAUAUUAAAUUGGUGCUUUUUAACAUUCUUGUACUGAUACGUACAUCUUUUUGUACAUUUAGAUGCAUCAUAGAAACAGAAAACCUAGAGGAAAGAGUAAUUGUAGUAUGCCGGAUAAUUGAGAUCUUGCAAGUUUUCCAAGAACUAAACAAUUUUAAUGGUGUCCUUGAAGUUGUCAGUGCUAUGAACUCUGCACCUAUUUACAGACUGGAUCAUACCUUUGAGGUAAGUCACAUGUAGAUCUAGAAACUGUAAUUGUUUUAACUGUUGCUGAAUAAAGUAUCAUUGAAAAAAACAAAAACAUUUAAGCCAAAACCACUUUUUUCUUUUUCUUCAGUCUUCAGCAUGAGCACUGGGUAGGCUGUUGGACACAUUUUUCUUUACAUAGAGAUAAUCUCAGGGUUACAUUAAACACUUACAAAAUGCAGUGCAAAUGUUUGUUUUGUCCCAUGUACAAGGGUAAGAAGCCACUGUGACAUCUUGUUUAUUUUGCCAAAAGUUCCUUUGUGCAUCAUGUCCCCAUUUGCAGACUGCGUAUAUUCCCUAGACUGAGAUUAUCUCCAUGGUGGAAAAGCAUCGUGUUAAGUAGUGUCUGUUCUCUCCACAAGAAAGUGGGGCUGAAGCUGAGCAAUUGAAAACUAGAGCAAAAAAUCAAGGGCACUUCUCAGUGCCACACAUAAUAUAACCCAUUUUUUGAUAUGAAAAGCACUUCAAUAUGUAAGGGGUGAGUGAACCCUGCAAGUGAAUCUGAGUAUUUUGACUGGCCCUUAAUUUGAGAUCACUGAUAACAUGUGGUUUGUAGUUGUCCAUGUCUCAGCUUUCUUUAUGCAUCUUCAGCAAAUCCCAAGCCGCCAGAAGAAGAUUUUUGAAGAAGCUCAUGAACUGAGUGAAGACCAUCAUAAGAAAUACUUGGCAAAACUCAGGUCUAUUAAUCCUCCAUGUGUGCCUUUCUUUGGUAAGUAAGAUUUAUUCUUGAAGAAUAUAAAAUCACAAAUGUUGAUAAGCCACAGAACUAUUAAGAAACCAUUUCUUAAAUAUAUUAGUGGAGCUUGCUAUAUUGUUAGGAAUAGCCAGGCAUUUCAAAGAAUCAGUAUUUCAACUUCAAAAGCUUUCCCCCCUGUUCAGUAUCAAAUCCACAAUUUCACUACAUUUUAGUUGGAACCCUUGACCUGAUUUUUCAGCUAUCUUCAUGUGUUAGGUACUAAUACAAAUUAGUAUUUAACUCAUUUAGAAACACUAAGCAUUUGUGAAGUGUACUUUGUGGUUCUAGCUUAACCAGGGAAAUAUCAAGGGAUGGAGAUCAGAUAAAGUGCUCCAAUUUACUCUGUGCUUUUUUUUUUAGCGCUGUGCUAUACUCUACGUGAUAAAGAUACUUUCUGACUGUGCUUUGACAGUAGACUGAUUCAGAUGCAAUGAUCUCUGUCUAAUAAACCAUGGUGUUUUAAACAGAACAAACAUUGUGCCUGUGUGCCUUCUCCUUUCCUUUUCCCUUCUCCAUUAGUGGUGAGGAAUGCUAAAUAUAGAACACCUGAAUAUAGAAUACUAGAUCUGCUAUAUAAAUAAGCCAGGGAGGCUCGCCUGAUGCAUUUGUUACAUAUUUUUAGGUGCCAGACAAGCCUUAUUCCAAGUCUUUGGCUAAUUAAACAAUCCAUGGCCUUUUAAAUGGGCAGGGGGUAUAAUUGUUUUGGUCUGUUAUUAUGGUAUGUGUUUUUUGUUUUGUAAACUACCCCUAUGAUCUUUGGGUGAAGGCCAGUAUAGACAUUUUAAUAUUAAUAAUAAUUAUAAAGUUUCUCACUCACAAUUUUUUACCAACCUAUCUUGUGAGCAUUCCUAUUUAUAAGAUUAAAAGGAUCAGGUUUUAGAAAAUAGCUGCCCAGUUGCAUGGAGGUAAUUUAUAUGCUCUGCAGGCAGCCAGGAAAGUGGUUGUUUACAAACCUGUACUGUAUUAUUUAUUUACAUAAUGACAUUAGUACACAUUAUGCUUUGUAUUGCAAGAACACAUAGCCCUGCCCCAAGGAGCUUAUAAUCUGAAAUUUGACACACCAAAGGGGUGCUAUGGAAGGUAGUAAAAAGGAAUGUAUUACUGUUUCAGUUGCAUACAUGUAGCCUUGGUGAUAGGGCAUGGGGAUUAUGGGGUGGUACUAAAGGCUUCAUGGAAACUGUGGGUUUUAAAGAAGAAGGAAAAUAGGUAACAUCACAGAUGGUCUAGAAGUCAGUGAAGGGUGAUGGAGCUGGAGGAGUGAAAGUCAUGGAUAGAUACAAAAAAAGAUAUAAGAAUGGCGAGAGAAGGAACUUGGAGGCCUUUGAAGGUAAGGGGAAAGAAGGGAAGUAGGGUCACUCCAUUGGCUCUACUGUGAGACCUCCAGUCUUUCAGCCUUUCUCUCCUUCAGCACUUAUUAGCAACAGCCAUUUUAUCGGGCUGCAGAGCAGAGAGAGAGAAGGGAAGCAGGGCCAUUUCAUCCUCCUUUCCCUGAACAGUUGAAACCCCAGCUGGUUGUUAUAAGAACACUGUAACCUGUCCUGGUACCUGCUUCACCCGCUCCAUCCCCUCCUCCUUUUUCAUUCUGUGUUAGGUCGGUUGCAUUGUAAGCCUUGGGGUGUGUGGAUAGAUUGUCUUUUAAAAAUUAUUAUUGAGUGAGAGCCUUUGAGGUGAAGAGCUGGUAGAAUGGCAGGCAAAAAAAAAAUGAGGAUGAGAUUCAAAGAGGGUGGUUGAGUGCAUGCCAUGAGUCUGGAAGCUAGUAACAAAAAGCUGAGGAAAGGGUUAGGAGGCACUGUGGAGUUUUGAAGGAGGAUGUAGAGGUGGGUAGAGAGGCAGGUGACAAAAGGUGUAGCUUGCCAUUAGAAUGGCUUGGUCACAAACGGGCAUUAAGUGGGCAGUGCCCUUUGGCCACCAUCCUAGGUUAGUUAACCAUGUGUUGAGAUGAAGCCCAAACUUUGUUUCACCCCAUGUAAGUAGCAGCAGCAAGGCCAGCUGGCACAUCUGCUUGGAGGGGAGGAGAUCAGGAAUCCCUUUGUUGGAUCUUCAGAAAAAAUUUAAGUGCAUAAUUCAACCUUCCCAAAGCCUUUGUAGCUCUAACCUUAAUUCUAGUUUUCCAUUGAAAGACCAUAACCAUUUUAUAGCUGCAAUUUUUUUGGACGUUAAUUGUAGGAAUUUAUUUAACAAACAUCUUGAAAACGGAAGAAGGCAAUCCUGAAUUUCUCAAACGACAUGGGAAAGAACUUAUCAAUUUCAGUAAGCGGAGGAAGGUGGCUGAGAUAACAGGGGAGAUCCAACAGUACCAAAACCAGCCAUACUGCCUAAGAGGAGAAGCUGAUAUCAGAGUAAGUAGGAUUUUUUGCUCUUCCAGGUUCAGCUUCCUUUUAGUGGCCAUGAGGAAAUGCUUAUACUGUAGGUUGAAGCUCCUUUGCUGACCCAGGGUAUUGGGCUGAUUUUAUUACACCUGAAUUUAUUUUCAGCCCUUAGACUGGCUCCCUACUCUACAGUCCUUUUAUUUCUCAAUUAUCAACUUCUAGAGCAUGUCCUCGUCAAAUAAGAGUUGAUUUUAAUCUGGUUUUGCCGAUCAACAGAUCUGUCGAUUCUGUGUUAAUCUUUCUGAAUAUUUUGGGUUUCAGAAAUUUUUUGAAAAUCUGAAUCCAAUGGGAAAUAGCAUGGAAAAAGAGUUUGCAGAUUAUCUGUUCAACAAGUCUCUAGAAAUAGAGCCACGUAACGUCAAGCCACCCCCAAGAUUUGUGAGUAUUUAGAUUUUAUUCUCAGUUAAUGUAUGCCAUAAAAUACAGUUGGAGCUGCACAAACUUUUUAAAAGGGAAAAAAGUAAGUAAUUUUACAGUAAAAACUAUCAGUGUUCGUAUAAACAGUGUUUUUUGUUUUCUGUGCAGCCCAAAAAGUACACCUAUUCUCUCAAAUCUCCGGGUGUUCGUCCAUCAAACCCAAGACCAGGCACCAUGAGACACCCUACACCUCUGCAACAGGAGCCAAGAAAAAUCAGUUACAGUCGUGUCCCUGAGAGUGAAACAGAAAGUGCUGCUUCUGCACCAAACUCUCCAAGAACACCUCUCACCCCACCUCCACCAUCGUCCACUUCCAGCACCACAGAUGUUUGCAGUGUCUUUGACUCUGAUCCCUCCACCCCUUUUCAUUCAAGUAGGUGCUCUAGCAAGGAUUGAGCUAUUCUUCUCCUUUUUAAGUAGUUUGGCCUGUGUCGCAUGUGGGCAUGUUUUCUGAUACUGCUGUUAUGUGCCAAACCACAGGAAAUAGUUUAGUUGAUACUUGUAUUUUGAAAACGGUUUUCUUAAAUUUGAUUGAAUUCAAACCAUGAUUGAAAAGGGAAGACUGAGGUGUACUGUUUUAAGUGAAUGCCUUGUUUGCUGUUUGUACAGGGCGAGUCCUUUAAAAGAGGUCCCGUGGAUACAGAGUACACAUGUUCCACAGGGCCUCUUUUAAAAGACCCUGUACAUGGCAGGAUGCUAGUAACAGUGACAAUUAUUUUAUUUUCUUAAUUCAUUUUGUUUCUUUCUUGGCCUUUAUCAAUCCAUGGUCCAAGGGCAUGUUAAAACAUAAGAUACAACACUAAGAAUACCACAGCCAUUGGCAGCUCUUUGGCUUAAGCUGCUUUGUUUUGUUUGUGAAAAGAAAUCCUGAUUCCUCAGGAACUUAGCAGAAGGCGGCUUAUAGAUAAGAGGCAUACAUUUUAUAUGCUGUAUUGUACUUUGUGUGUUUAGAAUUUACUGUUAAAGUACUAGAAAAGUAGAAAAAUUCAAAUGAGAUGGAUAAUAGAAUUUUUCAUACACUUUCAGGGUCAGCUUCUGUGUCUUCCAUAAGUUUUCCAAAAAGCUCAGAAGAAAUUACCGUUCCCCCUCCUAUUCCUCCCCGGAGACGUCCAGAAUCUGCUCCUGCUGAAUCUUCUCCUUCAAAGGUAGUUUCACCACAUUUCUCUCUGCAGGAACAGUAAGAUGAAAAUACAGUGGAGAGGGAGAUCCUGUUGUCACUGCCAUCCCCACAACCUUUAAAGACAAAAGACCACUAGUGUGUGGCUCCCCACGGAGGAAACAGUUUAUUCCACCCUUUAAAAUAAAUGGAGCUUCAGAUUUACAACCUAGUUUCAUUUAAUUCUUAUACAAGGUGACAGCAAAAGUUAACAUUCACUGGGGGGGAAACAUUCUGGGUUUUUUAUGCUCCACCUAUAAUCUAUAAUGAUAAAUGAGUUUGGCUUAUUUUAAUUUUAAUGUAAAGGCACAGCAUGAAUGGGCUAUUUAAAGCUGCUUCAGUGUUUCCAUACCCAGUCCCACCUCCUGGAGCUCCUGGAGCUCUGGUUCCUGCAGUUUCAGUUUUAAGUGGCUGUUUGAAAAAGGUAGGGAUCCUGCUGCCAUACUCACAACUAGCAGCUUUAAGAAAGUUAAAAAAAGAAGACCCAAUAAGGUAUGCGCCUGCAAAAACAAUGGGAGAACUAGUUUGGGUCCCAUCCAAAUGGAUAACCUUUUUUUUUAAGAGGAAGGGAGAACAAUAACGACUUUAGUAAAAAAUAAAAUUUCUGGUUGCCACUGGUGACCCUAUUUGUUCCUCUGCUUAUACAUUUUUGCACCUGGGAACACCUUUAGUGCAACUCUUUGUCUUUAUCCAUUAAAGGGCUCCCAUCUCCUGUGCUGGAUCUCCUACCUAUCCAGCCCGAUUCCGUUUCCUCUUCCCAUCUCUUGCUUCUGGAAGAGAAGUGGGCAAUAGAGAAGAGUCUGGCAACCCUCUCCUAUUUCCCCCUCCCCCCUCACACAUACACCUUCUCCUUUAUAUGGGUAUCCGGCCUUUGUCCUCUGUUGGAAUCUUGUUGUAGGAGCACUCCUAGAAGUAAGAUGAAAUGAAAGCCUUUAGACCAGAGGUAGCUAAACCCUUCUGGCCAGAAGGCCACAUUCAUCCUCUAGGGGCCACGUGCCAGCAGUGCAGCUGGCCAUCCCACACACUCUUGUGCAUACUCUCACAGGCAGGUAGGCAGGCACCUAGCCCCUCCUCUUCCAUGCCGAUCAGCUGAGGACUAGGUGUCAUUGCCCCCGUUGCUCAAAUGAUCAUUCCAGAGACAAAUUUGAAGGGCUGGGCUCCAUCACAGCACUGCGCUUUGCACACCCAACUUUUUCUUUUUGCUGCUGCUACCAAAAUUGGUAGGUUCUUUUGGAUAGUAGAUAAUGUCCACAACCCAAGGAUUGGCCAUUCCUGCUUUGGGCUUUCUCUAAUCCUUUGAAGAUAAUUCAUAUUAGACGUGCUGUGUGGGUUCUUUCUACUCUAAAAGAGAACAACCUGUAUUGGGUAAACUCUCUCAACUCACCUCUGUAGGUGGAAUUAGUCCAAAGUGUCUUCGCCUUCUUUUGCGAGGUACCAUCUUGGCAUACAUUGAGGUCUUUGAAUUAUGUACUAACAAAUCUUUAUAUUUCAGAUUUCUUCUGCACAUCUGGACAGCCCACCAGCAAUCCCUCCUCGGCAGCCGACAUCAAAAAUCUAUUCACCGAGAUACUCAGUGCCAGACAGGACCUCCAUCUCUGACCCCCCAGAAAGCCCACCUGUAUUGCCACCUCGAGAACCUGUACGAACUCCUGAUGUUUUCUCUAGUUCACCUCUCCAUCUUCAGCCACCACCCUUAGGCAGAAAAAGUGAACUGGGCAACACUUUCUUUCCCAACAGUCCGUCUCCAUUUACUCCGCCUCCCCCCCAGACACCUUCUCCUCAUGUUGUCCGGAGGCAUUUGCCAUCACCUCCUUUGAUACCCCAAGAUACGGACCUCCAUUCUGUUGCUGGGCCACCUGUUCCUCCUCGGCAAAGCACUUCUCAACAUAUCCCAAAGCUUCCUCCAAAAACUUACAAAAGGGAGCCCACGCAUCCAUUGAUGCAUCGUGAUGGACCCCCUUUGCUGGAGAACGCCCACUCCACCUGAAUUCUCCCUUGUGCUCGAGAGAGAAUGCUUUCUCUGGUGCCAUGUCUGUUGCUGGCAAUAGAUGCACUGUACCUUGUGGGCACCAAGGAGUUGAGCUGUGUUGCUCCUAACACUAAAGACUCUACGUUUGAUAUUUGGUGUACAAAAAGAAGAAGAAAGAAUCUUAAUAACAGGCCCCUUAUCGUGAAUAAACUGUUGCUGUUUGUUAGUAUAGUAUGCAGGGCCCUGUUCUAAAGUCAGUGCACACCUGAAUGUACCAGAAAUCAGAAUUGCAGAUCUCUUUGGGCCAAUAAGCAGACAUUGUGCUUUGUGUAACGUCCUGUGAGGGAUAAAAUGCAUAGUCCUGUAUUCAUCUGUCCACCAUGAUGUAAGUUCUUGGAGUAAAAAUAUUAUGCACUUUUUUAAAAAAGAAUCUCAAACAGGGAACUUGAUAGUCUUCUUAAUUUUCUUUUGUUUUAUUCCCUGCUUUCAAAUCAUGAACUGGACUGUGAGGAAGAUCUGUGGUACUGAACUGAACCAACAUAGAGCUAAGACAUAGCACCGUACUGCAGUCCUGUUUACAAACUGUUACUAGUAAUACAUGGGUACCUAGGCUUCACCAAAGAGGUACUUUCCUCCUCCUUUAUGAAUAUUAUGGUGCCAGUUCAAAAAGAAUUUUUUGCCAGUAAACAGAAUGCCUAACUUUUAACCGCCUUUAAACAAAUGAGAUUUAAGUCUUAUAUGAAUGACACCAAUGAUGCAAACUGCAAAACAAUGCUAUUGUCAGAGUUGAAUCUGUUUCUCUACUUAGAAGACUGUUAAAUCUAGACUAGGUUAGGUCUUCAUUUUAAGGUUUACUGAUAACCCACUUAAUGGCUGGGAGUGCAACAUCUUUGAGACUAUGCCAUGAAAAUGCAAAAGAUGAUCCGCUGGCCAUAUUCCCUAGUUAUCACCAUGUUUUAACUAGCAGUAGGUAGAUGAAUAAUCAGCACCCAUAGAAUUGCCUUGUAGUUGCAUAAAUAAAUCAUAUGUAUAUAGUGAAUGUUGCAUAAAUAUACUUGCAAAUUGUUUUUAAUUUAAUUGAAAUAAAGAUACAGAUAUUUUGUCUGGCUGACAUAUAUUAAAUUAUUGCAUUUCUAAAUGUACAUUUCAGUUUAAAGCACUGAGGAGGAGACACAUGCUGUGGUACACACCUCUCUUUCUUGCUCAUUGUUUUAGUCUGUAAAGAAAAAAAUUAGAAGAAAUCCAAGGUUUGGCAUGUGAAAUAAAUGUGUGUUAGGGGUGAUUCGGAAGUGAACAUCUGUGUGCUUAACAUGGAUCUCAAGCAUAUAAUACAGUUCAGAAUUCCAAACUCUGUUUAACUUCUUAAACCUUGAAACUGAUCUUGACCGUGUCAGAAAUGUUUGAAAGAAAAUAAUCUACAUGAAUAUUUUGCCUUGGAUUAUCCAUAGACCUGUGAAUUGCGCUUCUGAUUCUUGUACUGUGAUAGUAAUGCAUGCCACUUAUUGAAGAUAUUUUAAUCCUUUCUACUACACUAGGACUUGUGAAUGGUGCAGUAUUGUAUCCUUAGUUGCUAAGACUCUUAUAGGAUGUUUUCUCCUUGGCAAAACCAAAAUACAUUUCGGUAAUCUAGAAAGCCAUGUCACUGGAACAGUGAUGGUAGAGGACCGUAUCACCAUGAAAGCCUACUGUUCUAAGACACUUCUACAGCAUUAUGUAGUGUGGUCUUUGCAUUUCAGGAAAACGUUCAUUUAACCUGCAUUAAAUGGAUCCUUCUUAACAUGUACGAUAUGCAGAAACAAAAGGGCAUUCUGAGAUAAAAAAUUGUAUAAUGCUAGCCUAUGACAAGUGUUAAGUUGAGCCCAGCUGAGGGUUAGAGAUACUUUAAAAUGACUGAACUUGCUAAGGGAAAGUUGAGAAACUGCUCCAUACUUAAAUACAUUUUUUUUUCUUGUAACACUAAAGGUAGUGGUAAUGCUCCUGUCCAUAAGAACUUUAAAAUACUGCAGAUGAUAUUACGCCCACCUGAGUCAACUAGGAAAAACACUCUAAUGUCGCUUCUCCAGGCUCUGCCUACAGAGUAAAAGUUCCCUAAUCAAUCCACUCCAGAAAAAAGUGGGGGCGGGAUUAUAGUUUGAUAAAUCCAUUUAGCAUUUGCAAGCAGCAAUGUUUUGUACAGAUCUGUCCUAUUCUUGUUUUGAGUGGGAAAAUGAUGUUCACUUAAUAUUUCCAGCAGCCCCGUAGUUGCUAAGAUUAUCAUGCUUGAUACAACCCAGAUAACUUUGAUAAUUAAGCAGUAUACAAACAGUUUAAAUAAAUAAAAUACUUAAUCCAGGAUGACAAAAGAAUUGGUUUAAGCAACUGAGAAACGAAGUCAUUUGUUUCAUUGAGGCUGUCUAUCAGCUUCAUGGUCUCUUAUGGUAGCUGAAGUAAAAUAUUUAGGCCAGCAGAACUUAUAAAAAGUACAGAUUUUAAAUCUGAGUGUGCAAAAUUUCCCCAAAUCCCCCGCAGCAGAUGUUGUACAUGUGCAAAGUGUGUGUAGUUCUUCAGGCCUCUUGUUUAACAUAAUCAACUUUCAUUGUGUUAAAUGUGCUGUGUUUUUAAGCACUGAAAAUGUUUGUUUUGAUUAGAAUUACUUUGUGCUCACCCAAAACAUCCAUUAUGCAGUUCAUAGAAGCAUAGAAUUUUAGAGUUGGAAGGGACCCUGAGGGUCAUCUGGACCAACGUCCUGCAAUGCCCAAUGUGGGGCUCAAACUCACAAACCCUGACAUUAAGAGUCUGACGCUUUUACCAACUGAGCUAUCCACAAGAAGUGGCGAGCUUUUUCAGAAGUAAACUUCACUGCAUAUUUCAAAAUCCAUCCCAAUGAGUUGCUAGAAUAUUCCCCUUAAAAAACUACUUUGUAGAAUUUUAGUACCUCAAUCAAGACUUUGGAAAGUCACAAAGUAGGAAAGGAAAUAAACUUUUUGGGGUCAAAUAUUUGUGUAUGCAGACUUCUGACUUACAUAGAACUCUUCACCAGACGAUCUAAAACAUUAUUUUUCAAUAUCUGUUUGUAUAGGAGUAUAAACCCCAUAGAAAUGAUGUUACAUAACUGAACAUCAGGAAGAAUGGAGAGGUAUCCAAGUACUGGUUAUAUAGAACUAAGUGGUUGACAUACAUUUCACCCAGACUUGGAAAUAAAAAUUUGUUCCUCUAGCAAAUUGGCUAUUAGAGGUUGAUAGUAAACUGCCUUUUCACUCUCUGGUAGUAAUGUGCCAACUGCAGUAUAAUAAAUGAAGUGGGAGGGAAAUCUUGAGAGCCUGUAAGCAGGAAGUUGAUGCCCAUGUUUUGACCUUGCCAUGCUACAGAGUGGGAUUUUUUUCAUUUUGCCAUGUCUUGCUGCUGCUUGCUGUCAUACACACGCGCGCCUGUAAGUUGCUCAAAUUUAACUCAUGGGUUGGUUGGUUUUUUCCAUUUUAAACUCUACCUUAGAAUUUGAGUAGGUUUGCAAAUUAGUCGUGUCUGCUACAUUUAAAAUUGACAAGAGAUCCAAAUCGGCAUGCACAUACCUGGGCUUUUUUAACCAUCACCCCUCAUACCACUGUAGGCACUCCCUCCAUUCCCUGAAAAGCCACUCUGUAGGGUGAGAUGCAGAAUUAGCACCUGUGCAGGGGUGCCUGGAGAAUUUUUGGGUGUCUGUUUUUUUAAAAGAAUAAGAAGAAGAGGGAAGUAGUCUCCUAAGAAAUUCAAAAAAGCAUUAUUUUGUUCCACCAUGACUCCAAAUAAAAAUUGGCCUCACUGCUAUGACAAUGGUAGGUGGCACUUAGAGACUAACAACAUCUAUUGAAGGUUAGUAGUGUUCAGUGUAGAUGGAGCUGUUUGGGGUGGUUUUCAUUGGAGCUGGAUAAGUUCCUGAAUGGUUUUUGUUGGAACGUGUCAGCUUGUCUGAAUGUUUUCUCGUCACUGUGUCUUGCCUGCUUGCUGUUCAGUGUACAAAAAAAAUGCACAAAUUAAAUCCUUGCUAUUCCCUACAUUUUUGGUGGUUGAAAGGGAGGAGCUUGCUGUAAUAGAAAACUGGUUUUUAAUUAACAGUGGGGGAGGGGAGAAAUAAACAAGGCAACCUCUUUGGAUGUUUUCUCUCUGGUGCAAGAGGUAACUCACAUACAGCUGCUGUAAAUUGUGCUCUUAAACUGAUCAGUGAUCACUUCCAUACUUAUCGAAGAGCUAAAUAAUUUUUCUCUGCUAAUGAAAAGUAAAUGCAGGCCUAUUGCUGAUGAAAGGUAUUAAGCCAAAAGCACUUGGGUUUUUUGGGAUGAAUUUUCAUGCCUUAUUUGCCAUUAAUUUUGUUACUUUAAAACGAAAAACCUUAAAGUGCAUAUUUUUUUCUGUCAACUGUGAGCAAAUUCCCCUUUUGCCUUUAACAGCAAAACAGUGCAUUAAGCAGUCAGUUGCUGCAGAAUUGCACAUCGAGACCUUUGUAAAACAGUAACGUACCCAGGCGAAAGGGGGGGAAACUUGUGCCAGAUGUGUAUGCAACUUUCAGUAGCUGCCAAAUGUGCCUUUUAAAAAAAAAUGGGUUCUUUUUUUCUGAAACACGGUAGAUUCUCUUGUUGGUCGCAUUUCUUAUUUGGCCGAUUUAGAAACCAAACUUUCUGUUUCUCUAUGUACAGGUUUGUGUUUUUGAUGAAUUCUAAUAAUUUGUAUAUUUAAAACGUAUUGCCUUUUGUUUAAUGGCAUGGAUACUUUGCUAAAAUGGUUGAGAAGCUAUGGCAGUCCAAUCCAGCUGCGUUAAGGUUGAAGUGGUGAUAUCCUAAACCGGCAAAUCUUAUGGGCCUAUGUGUGUACCUAAUCAUGUCUGUAGGUCAGCUUUGUAUGCUAUGUCUGCAAUGGUAUUCAGAUUGCAUUUAAAGUGAAAAUUAAUAGUGGCUGUUACUUUUUGGCAUUCAAGAGAUCUGUUCAUAAAAAAUAAAUAAAAAUGCCUUACAUAUCCUAUAA
This is a messenger RNA of Podarcis lilfordi (Lilford's wall lizard), 43714 nucleotides long. NCBI's taxonomy places the organism in Eukaryota, Metazoa, Chordata, Lepidosauria, Squamata, Lacertidae. The record is from the annotation of a GenBank genome assembly.